UUGACAAGCUUGACCACGGCUGUUUGCUGUAAAAAAACGCAGUUGCUGUGCAUUUGGCAUGAAGUUACGGGCCUACAGGUGGGCCACCUGUCCGUACUGCUUUUCCUACUGCAAUCGGGGGCGCUAUCCGACCAACAGCUUGGUAAAGGGCUCGCCUACCCGUAUGCGAUCCUCAACACGUGAUUCAACAGGCCGGUUGCUGUUCGUGUGGCAGGAGGAGGUGACAGGCCUACAGGUGGGCCACCUGUCCGUACUGAUUUUCCUACUGCAAUCGGGGGUGCUAUCCGACCACCGGCUUGGUGAAGGCCUCGCCUGCCCAUAUGCGACACUGGACACCUGGUGCCGCAAGGCCAGGACUGCAAGGUGAAGACUGCGCCGGAAUACUGAUACGGGGACCAAGCCUACAUUUUGUCCCAUCCAAUCGCGUUUGCUCUUUUGGCGAGUCAGAGGUA
This is a messenger RNA of Rhipicephalus sanguineus (brown dog tick), 452 nucleotides long. RefSeq lists its product as uncharacterized. The coding region runs from base 59 to 367 and encodes 102 amino acids. The transcript has 3 exons. NCBI's taxonomy places the organism in Eukaryota, Metazoa, Arthropoda, Arachnida, Ixodida, Ixodidae. The record is from RefSeq and is a predicted model, not a curated record.